UCUGGCAGAGGUGCAGGAAGUAUAAAAGUCAGUUUCCCAAAGAGGGUCUCUGGCAGGAGCUGCGGCGUGUCGAGGUUGCACGGGAACAUGCGAUGCUCUUGCUAACCUUGUGACUUCAUCUCCGCUCGAAACGAGACCAUGGAUGGCGGCAAGCAGUUAAAGGUCACCCUUGUUUUCAGCCUUCCCCUAAUUUUUCAGUUCUGCACCGGGAACAACGUCACUGAUGACUACGACUCCAACACCACCAUCGACUACACCCUCUUCGAGAUCCCAUGCGAGAAGGAGGAAGUCCGUAACUUCCGCGCUGCCUUCCUCCCAGCCAUGUACUCCCUCAUCUGCUUCACGGGGCUGCUGGGGAACGGGCUGGUGAUGCUCACCUACAUCUACUACAAGAGGCUCAAGACCAUGACGGACAUCUAUUUGCUGAACCUGGCUCUGGCAGACAUCCUCUUCCUGCUGACCCUCCCCUUUUGGGCCACAAGUGCAGCCAUGCACUGGCUUUUUGGGGAGUUUGCCUGCAAAGCUGUCUAUUGCAUCUGCAGAAUGAGUUUCUUCAGCGGGAUGCUACUUCUCCUGUCCAUCAGCAUUGACAGGUACUUUGCCAUCGUUCAGGCUGCCUCAGCCCACCGCUUCCGUCCCCGGAUGAUAUCCAUUAGCAAGGUCACUUGCAUCCUCAUUUGGGUCAUGGCCUUCAUCCUCUCAGUCCCUGAGCUGGUUCACAGUGGUCUAAGUCAGUCAGACAGCCAUCCCCGCUGUUCCAUCAUCACUAGUGACUUGCAGGCCUUCAACACUGGCAUCAAAGUUUCGCAAAUGGUUUUUGGCUUCUUAUUUCCCCUUCUGGUCAUGUCCGUCUGCUACCUCAUCAUCAUCAAAACAUUACUCCAGGCCCGCAACUUUGAGAAGAAUAAAGCCAUCAAGGUCAUCAUCGCCGUGGUAAUUGUCUUCAUUGUCUUCCAGCUGCCCUACAACGGUGUCAUGCUGGCCAAGACCAUCUCAGCCUUCAACCACACCAGCUCGUGUGAGGAGAGCAAGCAGCUCGACGUGGCGGAUGACGUGACCUACACUCUGGCCUGCUUCCGCUGCUGCCUCAAUCCUUUUCUCUACGCCUUCAUUGGCGUCAAGUUCCGCAAUGACCUCUUCAAGCUUAUGAAGAAGCUGGGCUGCCUGAGCCAGGAGCGCCUCUGCCAGCUGUCCACCUGCCGCGAGAGCAAGAGGUUUUCCUUUGCCAUGGAGACAGAGACGACCACCACCUUCUCCCCGUAAGCCAAGCUCCAGGCAGGCUUUGACCAAGCUGGAGGCUGGACUAGUUUUUUACACUUCCUCUAUUCUGAAUUACUGGUAGAGCGAGACUUGCCACUACUGUAGGAAAGGCAGCCGUAGCGGGAAACCCAGAAGCCUCCCCACAUUACAGGCAACGCGCACCGCUAGCCAAUACUCCGUGGAUGAAGAGACUUAAUAAAGCUGUGACUAACAGCAAAGCAAGGGACAGGAAGACCGGUGAGUCCAGAAUUUAUCAUGCCGUUUCACCUUUAUUUUAGUCUUUCCUAUCAACAUAAGAAAUGCUCAGACUAGAACAUUUUCCUUAAAAGCAACAAACACCAAGAGAAACAGACGUUUGUGCAGCGGAAUUGCUUGGUUCAGAGCUGAACCUCCGAGAGCAUCGUCCUUGCUUUGAACGUCGCUUUUAACAAGACUGCCUAUCGCUCUUCCAUACCUACAAAAAUUACGCUUGCUGCACUGGCUCAGCCUUCAAGACCAAGCAGCACCACCGGCCUCGAGCGCCAAGCGUAACGCAGCACGUAACGUAAGCUGCGAAGCACCCCGGCACAGCACGCUGCUCUGCCUUCCCCCGCGGGAAGUGAGAAAUUUCCAUAGCUCACACUGAAUCCCAUGCACGGCGUACAUCGUUUCCAUAACUUGGCGUACGAGUGUGGCAACUACACAUUUAUCAGGAAAGGUACAAAUUCCACCUCGCUUCUGCCUGUAGCAAUGAUUUCUGGUGUUUCGCCCACUCAGAAGGCGCAUCCUAAGGAGCACAAGCUAUUGCAUCCCGACAUUGACGUGAAUUGCUUAGAAAGGUUGCUCCCCUCUGGAAAUAAAGUCUCCUUCAGCUUCUGAAAGGGCACCUGCCUGCACGAGGCUGACGCAGGGGUAGGAAGCACAGUUUAGAGUCAAACUUUUUGCACACGAACAAAUCAGUUACAAGCUCCAAAUAACCCAUGUCCUUCCAGUCGCCAAGCAUGCAAACUUAAACUAAGAAACAGAUGCUUCUACACCAAUCCAGCCGGGUGCUUAAUGUAUGUUUUCAACACUCAGCCAUCCAGCCUGUCCCGAUGUCAUCCUUACUCCUGAUGUGCUGAGGGACCGUUCGCUCACUCGCUUGAUAUAAAGCGUGUGCUUUAGUGGACUGGUGCCAGACCAGGGCAAGUCCGUACGCAUUCCUCAAGGCAAGACUCUCAAAUUCAGGAGGUAGUUGCGCCCACGUUCCAAGCACUUCAGUCUGCCGGUACCCGGAGCUUGCCUGUACCUCGCUUUAUCGGCUGCUGCGGAUGCAGUCUGCUGAUUUUCACAUACGUGUGGGGCCUUCUCCGCUAUUGCUUGCUGACCUCAAAAGAUAAACAAGAAUGUGGGUUUUCUUCUCCCUUCCCAAUCAACGCGUCUUUCUAGAAGGACUUUAGCAGCUGGCUUUUGAGUCAGAUAUGUAUUUCACUUAUAAGCUAUCGAGAACGUGUUUUGCAUUCAUACCGUCAGUACUAAUAAGGAUGCCGUUCACCGCGGUUUGAUUUAAAUGCGAAGUACAGUCACGUGUUGAAGAUUACUGCCAGGGUCACGUACUUGAAAGGAACAUGGCAGCUGAACAACAGAUUAUUGUCAUGUAAAAUAAGACCUUGAAAAGAAGCCCAGAACGUAGCGCCAGUUGGUGCAUUUACUGGAAGAGCAAAGAUUCCUACUGACAGAUGAAUACCCUGGGAACUGCUGUCACGGGACGGCUGAAUGUCAACUGGGGAGGAGCUGCUGCAAUUGUUCCUGCAUCUGUUAUUGACUUGCCUGCUCUAAUCCCCACAGCGCGCAGCUCUCCCCAGAGCCAGACGUCAGCGCGAAGGGCCCUGGCCAAGGACGGCUCUCGGCGCUGGGCAGGAGCAGGCGGAGGCGCCCAGCCUCACCCUCCAGAGCAGCAGCCUGGCGGAAACUGUAAGGCACGUUGCGGUGGACGAACAGAGCCACGCAGAGCAAAACACACUUACUGAAAAGACAUUUAUAUUUUUGCAGUACCACACGUGGCUCCAUUAGGUGUGAUACAGGGAACUCUCUGGGUCGUAGGUCGAAAACAUUGCUUUAGAGACAUGAGAAUUAAAAUCAGCCUUCCAGGGAAAGAAUUCAAUUAACUCGUUCUGAGAUGAUGGUGCCAGUUAUAUAGCCGGCUGCCAUCAUAAUUAAAUAAAUUCUUCUUCACAAGCCAUUUGGCUCUGGGGUGCGGGACUUGGCCAAGAGCUGGGACUCGGGAAGAAAGCACAUUCUGCCCUGCAUUACCUGUCUGUGCAGAAGCACAAUCCCAUCCAGCCGUUCAACGCGUAUUCUUUUAUAACGUCCAUGCAACACGUACAGAAGUGCUGCUUCUCUGUCACAUGAAAUGGGGGGUUACGACUGACACUGAAUCAUCAUCUGUUCUUGGUUUGUUCCUACGGUCCUUACCCAGGCAAGACACUCGGCUCACGAGAACUUUGCCAGAGCAAGGAACACCCAUAAGACAGGGUCUUUUUAGUUUUCUUCAUCAGUAAUAAUAUAUUCCUAACGUGUAUUCAUAUAUGCAAAGCUGCUUUACACAGAAAGAGUUAAAUAUGUACAUGAAUGUACCCUGAAAAUACACUGCUUUAACUAAAACCCUUUAUGCAAAACACAUUCACCUAACUUAUUCUAGCAAGGAAAACUGCUUCACCAGAACACGCAAUUGUAUUUGUCUCCUAUUUGAUAAAAGCCAGUCCCCUUCUGCAAACUGAGAAGUCUCCAGGUCUUUAUCGACUAGAAGCAUUCUGAAUAGGAAAACAUGCAGCUGCUUCGAUGCGAGUGAGAUACUGAAAGCAUCGCCUGGGACAGCUGCAUCUCAGGCUUCCUCAGCAAGACAGUGGUGACUUCAGAGUGCGUGGCUUUUUUUUUUUAUUUAAUGGACAGGACAAACCUGCCACUUACUUAGAUGAAGCCUGUUAACAUUGGCAUAGGACCCUAACCUGAGAUUCCCCACUAAAGUCUGAAAAUUGACUGUAUUUUGCUGUUUGUGUAAAAUA
This is a messenger RNA of Phalacrocorax carbo (great cormorant), 4283 nucleotides long. The record is from RefSeq and is a predicted model, not a curated record. NCBI's taxonomy places the organism in Eukaryota, Metazoa, Chordata, Aves, Suliformes, Phalacrocoracidae.